This is a messenger RNA of Paramormyrops kingsleyae, 1826 nucleotides long. It is a transcript of the gene cyp39a1, whose product is annotated as cytochrome P450, family 39, subfamily A, polypeptide 1. Gene Ontology annotation, biological process: cholesterol homeostasis; bile acid biosynthetic process. NCBI's taxonomy places the organism in Eukaryota, Metazoa, Chordata, Actinopteri, Osteoglossiformes, Mormyridae. The record is from RefSeq and is a predicted model, not a curated record. Gene Ontology annotation, molecular function: iron ion binding; heme binding; oxysterol 7-alpha-hydroxylase activity.
CUUAGGAUUAAUAGAUUCGGUUGUCAGAGGGAAGUGACGGUCUGAAGCCAUCCGUUUGUGAUGGAUUUAAUCAUACUCUUUCUGUGUUUGCUGAUACUUUUUAGCUCAGUAUAUGUGCUGUUUCUUCAGAAAAAAGUGAACUAUCCUCCAUGCAUUACAGGAUGGAUCCCGUGGUUCGGAGCCGCAUUUCAGUUUGGAAAAGCGCCGCUUGAGUUUAUCGCACAAGCCAGGGCAAAGUACGGCCCAGUCUUCACUGUGUUUGCUGCUGGAAAGCGCCUGACCUUUGUGACCUGCCAUAAAGAUUUUCGGACAUUCUUUACAUCUAAGGAUGUGGAUUUUGAGCAGGCAGUGCAGGAACCUGUCUACAACACAGCCUCCAUCAGCAAGGAGAGCUUCUAUAGAUUUCACCCAGCAUGCAACCCUCUGAUCAAGGGCAAGCUGACUCAGGCUCAGGUUCAACUGUCUGGUCACCUGUGUGAGCAGUUCAACACCCACCUGGCGCUCUUGGGGCGUAGCGGUUCUGGAGAACUGUGUGACCUGGUCAGGGUCACCAUGUACCCAGCAGUGAUUAGUAACUUGCUGGGGCAACACAACUCCCCCAACAGCCCCGCCGCUGUGCGUGAGUUCAUUGAGAUCUUCCGGAUCUACGACGAGGGCUUCGAAUACGGCAGCCAGCUGCCUGACAUUUUCCUGAGGGACUGGGCUAAAUCCAAACACUGGCUCCUCUCCCUGCUGAAGCGCAUGGUCAGCCGAGGCCGUGAGCCGUCCGAGGCGAGCACCGAGACACUACUUCAGCGCCUCAUGGCCACAGUAACAGACAGAUUCCUGCCCAAUUAUGCACUGCUCAUGCUGUGGGCAUCACUGGCCAAUGCCAUACCUAUCACUUUCUGGGCCAUUGCGCUCAUUCUGUCCCAUCCUUUGGUCUACCAGAAAGCCAUGGAGCAGAUAAGAACAGCCCUCAAAGACCAAAGCACGGAUAGGACGUCCGUAUUAGCUGCCGAGCUACGGCGCACGCCUUAUGUGAAGUGCUGCAUCCUGGAGGCCAUCCGACUCCGGGCCCCGGGGGCUAUCACCCGACGGGUGGUCCGUCCCCUUCAAAUACAGAACUACAUCAUUCCACCUGGGGAUCUUUUGAUGCUGUCCCCAUACUGGGCUCACCGAGACCCACAACUCUUCCCUGACCCGGAACAGUUCUGGCCAGAACGGUGGGAGAAGGCAGAUUUAGAAAAGAAUGUCUUCUUGGAAGGGUUCGUGGCAUUUGGAGGAGGACGUAACCAGUGCCCAGGAAGGUCUUACGCCCUGAUGGAGAUCCACAUGUUCAUCUGCCUGAUCCUCUUUAAGUAUAAGUUCACUCUCCUGGACCCCGUGCCACAUCCUAGCUCACUCCACCUGGUCGGGACCCAGCAGCCGGAUGGGCCCUGCUCAGUGCAGUAUGCUCACAGGUAGUGUGCCACACCAGGAGGUGGAGCCACGGCAUUCAGGAACCUGUGUGUGAAGUAGUCUGUCCUCCACCAGACCCUGGACCACGCCGUGUUGCACCAGAAACUUCUCUUCAGUAGCCAACCUUGGCAGGAAAACCCUGGGAAUUUUAAUUCAUUCUAUAAACAUCUGUGCGGUCCUAAAUGUUUACCAAUAACUAAUAAGCAAAUAAAAAAUCACUGGGAACAUUUAAUCUAAAUAACAUGUCAGUUCAAUGUAAUUUGAGCAAUAAACUAGAGGAAGUAAUGCAGAUUUUUACGGAAUUGUUGCAUUGUUUUAUAACUGCAUUGCAGCGGCUGUCAUAUUUAGUGUGUAAGACAAAAUUAAACCACAGAUGUUUAAACAGA